AUCGGUGUUGAAAAUAGGGGGAAAAGAAAGCGAAAGAAUAGCACAAACGUCCCCGAGAGCUUGCACAAGCCCUCCGUGAGGUCAUAACAGUUGCUUUCGUCGGCGCAAGGCGCGAUUCUAAGAAAAAAAAAUACGUGUUUAUCGUCCGAAGUGCUCGGGAGUGAUCAGAAUUGCAUACGAAUCGUCAAUAAGGGACGAAAACUUUCGUUCGAAACACCGUUGACAGCUCCGGCAGGUCAUUGGUUCAAUUUAAUUUUGGGAAUUCGAUCAUUUUUCGAAAAUAUUCGAGCAGUUAUGGGAAGAAGAAAAACGUGAGAAUGUGGAAAAAAUAUGAACUUAUCGAUUGAUUCACAAAGCUUUUAGUGUUUCUCGCCACUAAAGCGUAAAGGGUAGAAAAAAAAACACGUCUCGUCGUCCUUUGUACGAAUCCGUCCGGUAGUGUAUUUGUACGUACAAGUGUAGACGUGUAUGCAUCUGCAUAAAGGAACUGUGACGUGCGAACGUUCGACCACGGCCAAGUUCAAGUUCGCCCCAUGUGGACAGUUUUGUUGCUCGGACUGUUGCUCAAGAGUUUACUACGAAAAUUGAAAAGACUCGAUACUAAUAUGAAAUUUAAUGCGAACGAAAAUCCGCAGCGUUUACCACAUCAGCGAGUUACGUUCCAUGGAUAAAUAGCCCUCGAUGUUGCUUUCUUCAAGUGUAACAGUUGGAUGAUAACGAAAGUGUUUUUCUAGUGAGUGCUGUGUUCGCCGCUGCAGUGAAAAACCAAAACGGAGAGUACGAAAAUUCGCAACGUCCGCUCGGUUCGGUAAUUUUCGUUUGUAUUUCUCUACGAGUUCGUUACGUGGGUUCGGGCUGAAGCGAAACGGAAGAAAAACGGAGGGUGGCAGAGGAAGAAGGAGAAAAAGGAGGCGGGCCAGAAGGCCGUGUUUUUUUCGGAGAAUGUGAGGUUAAUGGCCGUGAUAAUUACGGGCCACCAUUCGAGCAACUUACUAUGGGCAUCUGCCUGGACACAGAUCAACAAAAUGGAUCGCAGGUGUUCGAGGAAGGCGAUGCUCGAAGUGCUGGAAAGUGGCGAGGCGAGGCUGGCUUACUCGCGACACCCCCGGACGGGCAUUUCCCCAUGCAAAAUAUCGGUCCUGUCAAAUUCGAGACACCCAAAGUCCCGGUCAUUUUUGUUCUCGGUGGCCCCGGCAGCGGAAAGGUGACACAUUGCGACAACCUGAUGCAGGAGAAAAAGGGCAUAACGCACAUCAACAUGACUGACCUUUUGCAGCAGUACGCCCUUGGAAACGAUAUGCAGGACUUUGGGCUGCUGAGCAGUAAAACCGUCGCCGAGGUUCUUAUGCUCGAAAUGAAAAUGUCACCGAGUGCCAAAACCUUCCUCGUUAGCGGUUAUCCGAGAAAUAUGCGAGACGUCGUUGAGUACUCGGAAAAAAUACAAAUUGUUAACGGUGCUGUACUCGUGUCCUGGAGACAAGACGUACUCGAGAGACAAAUCGAUUACGGAGCUCAACUCGGGCACAUAGUUUUGGGCCUCGCGCGAAUGGAACUUCGAAAUUUUUAUAGAAACGUUAUGCCAGUCGCCGAAUACUUCGAUCGGAGUGGAAUUCUCUUGGAGAUCAACGGUGAGCGAAAUCCGAGUGACGUCUACGUCGAUUUUCGCGAAGCGGUUAUGAGGAUUUUGGGACUUUCGGAGGCUGCUACUCGGGACAAAGCACCGCAACGCUCUUUGGAGGCUGAGGUCGAAGUGGAACGACGUGGAAUAAAUUCCAGUUCGUCCUCUCACAAUGAGAAGCUCGUAGUGACUGAAGUUUCGCCAAGGUCACCGGCGCCACGAGCCAAUCCAGCGAAGACUGCAAACAAACCGAGGAAGGGGAUACCCACGUUCAUAUGGGUCAUAGGCGGACCUGGCAGCAACAAAGCGAGUUUGUGCACUCAAGCUGUGACCAAUAUGGAUCGUUGGGUCCACGUUAGCAUAGGAGGCCUUUUAAGAACAAUGGCAUCAUCAAAUACAGUGGUGAAGAACGCUAUUGAGUCCGGUGAGAUGGCACCCCAAGAUAUCGUAAUGCAACUUGUUGAACAACAAGUUCUCAUCAAUCGAGACACCGAUGGUAUCAUCAUCGAUGGCUUUCCUAGAGACCUCAGCCAAGUUCAAGCUUUUGAGACCAAGUUCGGCCAAGAACCCCCGCUCGUACUCCUCGACUGUUCGAAACUCCAGCUCGGUCGGGGUAGACUCGACGACAGUGUUUCAGCUUUUCGAAAAAGAUUGGAACUCUUCCGUGAGGUGUCUCUACCAAUGUUGAAAACACUCGACAGCGAGGAGCGUCUCACAAUCAUCGAUGGUGACACAGACGUGCCAUCCGUCCAACAAGAAUGCGCCGCUGCUCUCUAUCAAUUGAUGCGAGGAGCGAGACGCAAAGAAGAGAGAAAUGGGAACGGUGCUGUUUUUUCGCGUCCCGGUUCGAACGGCCCAAACUCGAUAGCCCCCGGUAACAUGAACGGGGCUCAAAAAGUCCCUUUGGCCAAUGGAGUGGCGAAGCAUAUAAUAGAAAAUGGCGUUAACGCUUUGGCGAAUCACGUGGAGAAAAACAUUGGAACAACGAAAAAUGGAAAUCGUUUGAACGGCAUCGCGAACAACGUGAGGCAACAAAACGGUGUGAUCAAUCAUCUGACCCAUCAAAAUGGGGUCGCGAAUGGCGCAGCAAACGGCGUCGCGCACAUGCUACAAAACGGCGUCGGACAUCUCGCUAACGGUAACAAUAGGGUCGCACCACUCAAUGCCAAUAAUACGAAAGAUCCUCUCAGAAAUAUGUACAACGAGGUCGAAGGCUAUCGGCAAGAUCUUCAUAUCUAAGAAUCAAUCGAAACUGCAUUAAUCUUCAACAUUUCAUUUUUUAAAUAAAUUCAAUAACCUAAAGAAUUGCAGGGAGACCGAAGUUCGAGUUCAGAGCAUUGAUAACACCUAUAAAACCGUAAAGGUACAUUUGAUAUCGACAAAGAGCAGAGUUAACGAUGAAAGAGUCAAGGGCAUUAAUUUUUUUCGAUUAGUAAAACGAAAUUUCAAGCAAGAUCAUCUAAAAUCUUCGUUUUUAACUUAACUCGAACAGAAACUUCGGGAAUUCUCAUGAUUCGAGGCGCCAAAUUUGUACGGGCGCUAAUCACCACAAAAUUUAAAUGCUAAGAGAUAUUAAGCGUAUGGUGACUGAAGAAUGCUCACAAGAUAGUUUAUUCAUAUUAAUGAUUAAUGAUAUAGCUGAGUAAAAGGAGCAUAUUUUAAGUGAAUAGAAAGCGUUUGUAACAAAAACAAAAAAACGUGCUAUUAGUGUCUUAUUCGAGAAUGAAACCAACGGAAGAAAUAACAUAUUCUAAAGGAUCAAGAAAAAACGAGUAAAACAAAAUCUCGUUACCGUUGUUAAGGUUGUAUUGAAGAUAUAACGAGAUACGAGAUCAAACCUGUGAAUGUCGGUCGACUGUUUUUUAUGACCAGUGAAAGUAAUUAUAAUUGAAAAUUGAAAGAACGAUAGAGAAAAAAGAAAAAGAUACUCGUGCACUUCUCAUCCAAGCAUCAGUUGUAGCUAUCAACAAUCCAGUAUUUUUCUCAUGGGCCUUUAAUGUUAUUUAAUCCUUUAUAAUCAGUCACUGAAAGUUCUAGAAAUAUUUUCAUAUCUCGAAUGUAACCAUAAAUGGAAGAAAUAAUCUUGAAACAAUAAGUACCUAUCACAAUACUAUCGCGUACCCUGAUAUCAAAGAAAUACGUAUUUUCACGAACCGUUGCAAAUGAAGUGAGAAAUAUAUACGGAAUGAUAUAUUUUUCUGAAAUUCGUUAUACUACGCUAAUAUAUCCGCGGGCGGAUUUGAGAGGUUAACCGAAAAGUUACGAAACGAGUCAUAUGUGCAAAUAACUGAAUAUCGUUUCAGCGAAUCAACUGCGGAAAAAACAGUUUGGAGAUUUUUAUUUUUUGUGCUUCUUUCAGUUUACAAUCUCGAAUUUAACAGAAAUUAAUUAACUUCGGUUUGAUCGAUUUCAUUGAACAUCUCGAUUUUUUUUCUGCUUUUAAUUUGAGAAUUCCUUCAAUGGUAUUGUUCAAAGAUGAUGAAAAUGGAGGAUAAACAUCUUCCGAUCUCAAACCCUUUUUUUAGAACGCCAUCUGUCGUACUACAAAAACGAUGACACAAACCGUUAAAUUUGAUCAAAUUUACCACAGUGAGGUUAGAUUUUUGUAUGAAUUUGUUGAUUUGAGAUCGUCCGAGGAUUAUGGCGAAAAUAAAAGCAUCGAAAUAGUUUCAAUUUUGCUCGCGUUUCAUUUGUAUAUGAGUAAAAAAACGUGGUGAACUUUCGGUCGAUUAGUUGGCAUCGUAAUUUUGAUGUUUAAGAUGACGAAUAAACGUAACGAAAUAAUGACCAUAAUGACCGCUGAUUUAACAUUUUAUCGCGCACGUACGAACGUAAUUCUCGUCGAUACGAUAAGUAUAUUUAGAAUUCGUUUUAUUAUCGUAAUUAUUAACUAAAUGCACGGAUAAAAAACUUUCCGUGACAUUGUUGAAUCAUUUUUUCCGUCCAUCGUUGCUAAUUUUGAAUUCAAAGUUUUUCUAACAGUUGUAAAAGAAGAUAACUAAAAAAUCGAGACAGACGAUAAAGUAGAUAACGAAAUCAAAUGUUUUUUGGAAUAAUUUAUAAAAUUUUCCAUAUCUAGUCCGUUCAUUUCGACGUAAUGUAUCGUAAAAUUAAUUUUUUAAGUUAUUUUUUAGACAAAAAUUGUUACAGAUGCGCUUCUGAAAUAUGAAAAACACUCGAAUAAUCGCCACACAUGUAACUCAUUGUUGACGAAAGUAUACGUUAAUUUUACUGACAGGAUUUAUGAAUGGUGCUCGACGAUACAAUGUGGAAGAAAUCAGGAAUUUCAACAGUAUUAAUUCUCCCAAUAUAUAUUCGUUAUUUUCAUCAUUUCGUAUCCUCAUUAUUAUAUAUUUCUUAUACAUUCCGAGGGAUUGGUCCGAAUCAGUGAUCAGGCCCCCAUCCGACUUCCCCCUCUCUGUAGCGCAUUUGCCAUGGCACUUGAUUGCAUGGGCACAGGGAAAUUGCGGAUAAUCUGUGCCACUAGAGCCCGGCCUUGGGCUCGCUUCGCGGUAUCGGAGAUAUACGUCGAGCCUUGUCGUGGGAAUGUAAAUAUGAAAUAGAGUCACAUGAAACUACGUCACGGUCAUAUUUGAUUCUCGCAAAAAAUCUACGGGACCGAGAAUCGAACAGAGAGCCUACCCCGAUGCUCUGGUUUAGAGGGAAGCACGCUAACCACUGGACCAGAGCGCCGGUUACAUUCUCAAUAUUUCAAUAUAUAAAUCGAUAAUAUAUUUGAAUACUCAUCAUUUGUAAUACUUUAGUUGAAUGUUGUGUACGAAAAAAAAAAGCGAAAUAAAUACCUCUCUGUGGACCACUCUAA
Molecule: messenger RNA, 5441 nt
Organism: Venturia canescens
Lineage: Eukaryota; Metazoa; Arthropoda; Insecta; Hymenoptera; Ichneumonidae
Product: adenylate kinase isoenzyme 5
Exons: 10
Coding region: 995-2857 (620 amino acids)
Biological process (GO): UDP biosynthetic process; CDP biosynthetic process
Cellular component (GO): nucleus; cytoplasm
Molecular function (GO): ATP binding; UMP kinase activity
Source: RefSeq, a predicted model, not a curated record